Glycine soja is the source of this 3201-nucleotide messenger RNA. RefSeq lists its product as uncharacterized. Gene Ontology annotation, cellular component: intracellular membrane-bounded organelle. The coding region runs from base 138 to 2933 and encodes 931 amino acids. Lineage: Eukaryota; Viridiplantae; Streptophyta; Magnoliopsida; Fabales; Fabaceae. The transcript has a single exon. The record is from RefSeq and is a predicted model, not a curated record.
CUCCGCGUUGGGAGGUGCUCUGUCCUUUCUACUUCCAAGUUCCAAUUCACAUUCUUCCUUUACACGUAAAUCCCAAUUUUGAAAUUCAAAAACCCUAGAAAUCGAAUUAACCAUCCGAAUGUGACGCAGAUUCAGCAAUGGGAACUCCAUCAUCAAAUCCUCUCUUCAUCUUCUUCCUUUUCUUCUUCCUUUUCUACUCCUCUGUAUCACUUAAUCCUUCAGAUUUGGCUUUCGAAUCGACCUACGCUCGCCUCUGCAACCACCAUGUCCCUGCACCGGCGUCCCGUUCCGACGAAGGAACCGUCCCCGGCAUCGCCGACGAACUCCGGUUCCAAUCCGGCUACUUCGCCGGCGGUGACCACUUCUUUAACCGAUCCGUCACCACGAAGAAUCACGCGUCGUUUCGCGUGACCUCCGUUCGCCGAAGCGCGAGUGACGGCGUGUUCGAAUUACGCGGGCGAAUGCUUCUUCAGCAGCGAAGAGGAGCGACGCCGGCGCCGGGAAGGUCGCUCCGGCAGGUUUAUCCGGGCCGGAGAGUGUCGCAUUGGGGAGUUUUGCAGUGGAUGCGCGUUUCUCUGAGUGGAUUUUGGUCGCAAUCUUCUGGUAACCUUUGUAUGUUCGGAAUAGGAUCAUCUCAUGUUAAGAUGCGAAAUGCUAAUGUUGUUCUUAAGCUUCGUUACCCUAGAGAUUUGAGCCUUUUGGAUUGUUUGAUAAGCGGAACACUAGAAAGCUUUGAUGACAAGAAUAAUUUGCAAUAUUUUGAACCUAUUUCGAUAUUGGCUUUGUCUCAGAGUUCGAAUUACAAGUUUACAAUGGCUGGGAAUGAAAAGGAUAAUGGUUGUGGAGGUGGAUCUGAUGGGGAGGGUUUGUCCCUUGGAAACUUUAGCCAAGGUGCCUGCACUACUUUUCUUGGACACACGGAUAGGUUUGAAUUGGAAUAUGGGAGUCACUGUGGUAAUGGUAGUUGCAAUCCUGUUGGUGGUAAUGGAGAAUUGCCUAAUUUUAUGCUUUUUCACGCCACUCGAUGUGUGGAGAGGCAGAAGGUUCAGAUGCUGGUGGGUUUCCCUGAUUCCGGCUACCAGGAUGCUGUGUUUCCAUUUCAUCCGAAUACGACGUUGGUUUCUGAGGGGAUGUGGGAUGAGAAGGAGAAUCGACUAUGUGCAGUUGCAUGCCGGAUCUUGAACUUCACGGAAUCUUUGGUUAAUCCUUAUGUUGGAGAUUGCAAGACUAGGCUCAGUUUAAGGUUUCCUGCAGUUUUAUCUUUGAGGAACAGGAGUACGGUUUUGGGGCAGAUUUGGAGUGACAAAGUGGUUGGUGAAUCCGGGUACUUCAGUAAAGUUGGAUUUCAGGGUUCGUCUAGGGUAUCAAAAAGCCUCCAAGGUUUCCUAUACAAGUAUGCUGAUACUGAGAGGGUGAGAAAAUCUUGUGCGGAAAAGAUGAAUGCUAAAGGGAAGGGAAAUACAUAUCCGGAUGGAUAUUCUUCUGAUAUGGCAUUUAGCAUGUUAGUGACAAACAGCAGAGGGCAAGUGGCUCAAGGUUACUCAUCACCACUAUCUGUCUGUGAUCAAAUUUAUAGUGGACAGUCGUAUGGGGCUCCAUUUGUGUUGACAACGGGAAAGCCAAAAGCACAUGCUACUCAAUCAGAUAAGUACAGCAAUUUGUUGAAUGUCAGCUAUACGAUAAGCCUUAAUCCCCCUCCUGAUUUCAAGUUUGGCAGAGGAGUCUCAUCAACCAAAGUCAAAAUUGGGGCUGAAGGAAUUUACAAUAGGAAUACUGGUGUUUUGUGUAUGAUAGGAUGUCAGCAUUUGAGAUCAACAGACAAAAUACUGAUAAAGAAUGAGACUCUGGACUGUGAAAUCAUGGUUAAUGUCCAGUUUCCUCCAUUGAAUGCAAAAGGAGGUGAAUCUCUUACAGGAACUAUAGAAAGCACACGACAAAAGUCAGACCCUUAUUAUUUUGAUCCGCUUCAGUUGUCUUCAUAUUCCAUUUACAGAAACCAAGCUGAUGCUUCCAUUUGGAGAAUGGAUUUUGAGUUAAUUAUGGUAUUGGUGUCAAACACACUGGCCUGUGUGUUUGUAGGAUUGCAACUUCUCCAUGUGAAAAAGCACCCGGAUGUCCUUCCUUACAUUUCUGUUGUGAUGCUUGCAGUUAUUACUCUAGGUCACAUGAUUCCCUUGAUAUUGAACUUCGAAGCUUUAUUCAUGGCAAACCAUAGUGUGCAGAAUACUUUUCUUGGGAGUGGAGGUUGGCUUGAAGUGAAUGAGGUAGUUGUGAGGAUGGUGACAAUGGUAGCCUUUCUUCUAGAGUUGCGCCUUGUACAAUUGACCUGGUCCUCAAGACAGGGUGAGGGAAGCCAUCCCGGUCUGUGGGAUUCUGAAAAAAAAGCUCUUUAUAUCACUCUACCAUUGUACAUUGGUGGUGGAUUGACUGCUUGGUUGGUGCACAUAUCGAAGACUUCUCAUCAAAAAAGAUUUAGACCAUUUCGGCUUUCACGCCACAAGUUUAGUCUUCCUCGUGAACAUUUUUACCGACCUCCUUCCCUCUGGGAAGACUUUAAAUCUUAUGCUGGUUUGCUCCUGGAUGGUUUUCUGCUCCCUCAGAUUCUGCUUAACAUAAUAUUAAACUCAGAAGCGAAAGCUCUAGCAUCUUCCUUUUAUGUUGGGACAACCAUUGUUCGUAUACUGCCCCAUGCAUAUGAUCUUUAUAGAGCGCACAGUUCUGCAUGGUACCUUGAUUUAUCAUAUAUAUAUGCAAAUCAUAGAAUGGAUUUUUAUUCCACAGCCUGGGACAUCAUAAUCCCUAGUGGUGGUAUUUUGUUUGCUCUCCUUGUAUACUUUCAGCAGAGAUUUGGCAGUCGGUGCAUUCUUCCAAAGAGGUUCAGAGAAAGUACUGCUUAUGAGAAAGUACCGGUUAUUGGCAAUGACGAUUUAUGAUGCAUUGACUGCAUUUUGUAAAAUGAUUUUUAUCCCCGGACAUUUUUUAUUUAGUUUUUGAAGGCAUAAAUUGCAAUAGAAGGUAUAUACUGCAGGAUAUAGCAGUAGAGGAGGAUUUUGCCUAUAUAAAAGACCGUGUGCAACCUCCUUUCAGAGACACCUAAAGAUCAUCUUUUUCUUGCGGAAUUUUUUGAGAGAAAAACACAUGCUGAGCAGAUGAGAACUUUUUUUAUUAUUUCUGUUUAGAAUACAUAAGUUUUGACCAAAA